Manacus vitellinus (golden-collared manakin) is the source of this 1510-nucleotide messenger RNA. RefSeq names its product G protein-coupled receptor kinase 5-like. Bases 18 to 1403 code for a protein of 461 amino acids. Gene Ontology annotation, biological process: signal transduction; regulation of signal transduction; protein phosphorylation. The transcript is spliced from 10 exons. Gene Ontology annotation, molecular function: ATP binding; G protein-coupled receptor kinase activity. Lineage: Eukaryota; Metazoa; Chordata; Aves; Passeriformes; Pipridae. Gene Ontology annotation, cellular component: cytoplasm. The record is from RefSeq and is a predicted model, not a curated record.
CCGACUACCGGGCCAGCAUGUACUUCGACCGGUUCCUGCAGUGGAAGUACCUGGAGAGGCAGGCUGUCACCAAGGACACCUUCCGGCAGUACCGGAUCCUGGGCAAGGGCGGGUUCGGAGAGGUGUGUGCCUGCCAGGUGCGGGCCACGGGCAAGAUGUACGCCUGCAAGAAACUGGAGAAGAAGCGGAUCAAGAAGCGGAAAGGGGAGGCGAUGGCCCUGAACGAGAAGCAGAUCCUGGAGAAGGUCAACAGCCGGUUCGUGGUGAGCCUGGCCUACGCCUACGAGACGAAGGACGCUCUGUGCCUGGUGCUGACCAUCAUGAACGGGGGAGACCUCAAGUUCCACAUCUACAACAUGGGGAACCCCGGCUUUGAGGACAAGCGCGUGGCCUUCUACGCAGCAGAGAUCUGCUGUGGGCUCCAGCACCUGCACCAGGAGGGCAUCGUCUACAGGGACCUGAAGCCGGAGAAUAUCCUGCUGGAUGACGAUGGCCACAUCAGGAUCUCUGACCUGGGGCUGGCUGUCAAGAUCCCCGAGGGUGAGACCAUCCGUGGCCGCGUGGGCACCGUUGGCUACAUGGGUGAGCGUGAGGGCUGCACUGGUGGGCUGGACCAGGGUCCUUGUGUGGCACCGUGCCCGGGUGCUGACAGCUGGGGGCUGUGCCCCACAGCCCCGGAGGUGAUCAGCAACGAGCGCUACACCUUCAGCCCCGACUGGUGGGGCCUGGGCUGCCUGGUGUACGAGAUGAUCGAGGGGCAGUCGCCCUUCCGCGCCCGCAAGGAGCGGGUGAAGCGGGAGGAGGUGGAGAAGCGGGUGCAGGAGGAGCAGGAGCUCUACUCGGACAAGUUCAGCGAGGACGCUCAGGCCAUCUGCAAGUUGCUCCUGGCCAAGGACCCCGGGGUGCGGCUGGGCUGCGGGGCCGGCGGGGCAGCCGAGGUGAAGCGACAUCCCUUCUUCAGGACCAUCAACUUCAAGCGGCUGGAGGCCGGAAUCAUGACCCCCCCUUUCGUGCCGGACCCGCGGGCGGUUUAUUGCAAGGACGUGCUGGACAUCGAGCAGUUCUCCACGGUGAAGGGCGUCAACUUGGACCAAACCGACAGUGAUUUCUACGCCAAAUUCGCCACGGGCAGCGUCUCCAUCCCCUGGCAGAACGAGAUGAUCGAGACCGAGUGUUUCAAGGACCUCAACGUGUUUGGGCCCAGCGGGACCCGCUCCCCCGACCUGGACUGGCAGCGGCUGCCCGAGCCCCCCAAGCGCAGCCUCUUGCAGCGGCUCUUCCGGCGACACCCAGCUGACUACACCAUUGGCACCUCUGUCCACCCCCCCAGCCCAGCUGCUGUGAACUCGCACCCUCCUGCGGCCAAAUCCUCCUGCCAGGCACCAGCACCGGCACUGUCUUGACCCCUCAGGGGGCCCCCAGCCCCCGUGUGCCCUCUCAGGGUUAUCCUGGAGCAGCUCUGGGGCCGGGGGCUCCGGGGAUGCUCACGGAGGGGAGGGGGAUGCUGGCA